Molecule: messenger RNA, 1425 nt
Organism: Miscanthus lutarioriparius
Lineage: Eukaryota; Viridiplantae; Streptophyta; Magnoliopsida; Poales; Poaceae
Source: the annotation of a GenBank genome assembly
AUGAAGUUUGAUCUACCGCUGCUGGAUUACAAGACGAGAUUUGCACUGUGGCAAGUCAAGAUGCGGGCGAUUCUGGCACAAUCUUCGGAUCUUGAUGAGGCGCUGGACGGUUUCGUAGGAAAAGGGCAGAAGUCAUGCACCGCUGAAGAGAAGCGGAAGGAGCGUAAGGCUCUGUCUCUGAUUCAACUUCAUCUACAUAAUGAUAUUUUGCAAGAAGUGCUGCCCGCAGAACUUUGGCUCAAGCUGGAAUCGAUUUGCAUGUCUAAGGAUCUAACCAGUAAGAUGCACAUAAAGAUGAAGUUGUUCAUGCACAAGCUGCAAGAAUGUGGUUCAGUGAUGAACCACUUAUCGAUCUUUAAGGAGAUCGUUGCCGACCUAGUGUCGAUGGAGGUAAAAUAUAAUGAUGAAGAUUUAGCUCUUCUACUGUUAUGCUCACUGCCUACUUCGUUUGCAAAUUUUCGAGAUACCAUACUAUUAAGCCAUGAUGAACUAACCCUUGUGGAAGUAUAUGAGGCCCUCCAGACGAGGGAGAAGAUGAAAGGAGAUGUUCUAAUUGUUUUUGUUGGUUGUGUUGCUGGUCGUGAUGAAUGGAUACUUGAUUCUGCAUGCUCGUUUCAUAUAUGCUCUAACAGAGAUUGGUUCAAUUCUUACAAGUCUGUGCAGAGUGGAGAUAUCGUGCGUAUGGGAGAUAACAACCCACGUGAGAUCGUGGGCAUUGGCUCCAUUCAGAUCAAGAUGCAUGAUGGCAUGAUAUGCACACUGAAAGAUCAUAUGUGUCUUGGGCAUAUGAGUGAACUUGGUAUGGUAGAAUUGAUCCAGAGAGACCUACUGGAUGGCUGCACUGUGGGUAAGAUGAAGUUCUGUGAGCACUGUGUUUUUGGUAAGCACAAGAGGGUAAAAUUCAAUGCAUCUGUUCAUAUCACCAAAGGUACACUUGAUUAUGUACAUGCUGAUUUGUGGGGGCCGUCUCGUAAGCCCUCUUAUGGUGGUGCUCGUUACAUGCUUACCAUUAUUGAUGAUUACUCUAGAAAAGUGUGGCCUUACUUUCUAAAAAAUAAAGAUGAUACUUUUGCUGCUUUUAAAGAGUGGAAAGUUAUGAUAGAAAGACAAACUGAAAAGAAGCACUCACCUCCUGUUUUACAACCUCAAAAUCAGUCUAUUGCAGAUCACAGAACAAAGAGGAGUUGUGGACCUCGUCCAUGUUUAAUUGAGGAAUGUGAUAUUGUUCAUUAUGCCUUUAGUUGUGCUGAACAUGUUGAGAACAUUCAUGAGCCGGCUACGUACACUAAAGCUGUUGUUUCUAGUGACCGCGAGAAGUGGAUUUUCGCUAUGCAAGAAGAGAUGCAUUCACUUGAGAAAAAUGGCACAUGGGAUGUUGUGCGUUGCCUAAACACAAGAAGGCCGUUCGUUGCAAAUGGAUCUUGA